GCGUGUAACAAGAAACCGUCGAAGGGUUCGAUUUAAACACAACCCUAUCAGAUCUAAGUAUUAUAUGUGGACAUUUAAAUGGUUAAAAAGACAUCAUUCAUUAUCAACAUUUAUCUCGCAAAUCAUGAACUAAAAGUUUGGUAGACAGCUCAUAUUAUGGAUUCAAAGCCCACUAACUUGAAAAACAAGCGUAUGUAGUUUUGAAAAUCGUUUAUGUAUUUCUGGAGGACCGUUUUUAAUUACAUAUAGUAAGUAUAUUAUGGGGACAGCAAAAAUCGGCAUGUCAGAAUGACCUGUCAUCCUGGGAUAACAUUGGUGCUGGUCACUAUUGCUGGGUGCUAUGCGGGAGAGCAGUGCUCGUAUAAGUACGAGGGUGGGGGCAGUGUGAAACAGCUGUACUGUGAGGUCUCAUGCUGUGGCACCUACUACAAACGCUACUGCUGUGCAGUCACUUCGACGGCCCUCUAUAUCGGCGCUGUGGUCGGGGGAGUGGUAUGUGUCAUCCUCAUCAUCGGCAUAGUGAUCUGUUGUGUGUACAAAGGAAAGACUCCGGUCAGGCGCCAUCGCCAUGUUAACAAUGGUAAUCGUCCCGAUGACUUCCAGUGUGCAAGGAUUUACUUUAAUGACUCCCCUAAGCCCCCACCCUACUCACUCCAUCACCUCCACCCCCCAGAGUACCACGAGGAUCCGCCCCCGCGGUACAUGACACCUAUCCCCGCACCUGACUAUAACACUAUCCCUGGGACGACGGCAGACGACCACAUGUGAUCCACUGACCCUUGUGCUUUCUGAGCUUUUUAUUCCGAUGUCUCUAUGCUAAAGAUCAAAACUCUAUUGUGAAAGUGACAUGUACUUCAGUGCCUCCGAUGUAUGCUGGAAACUUUUAUCUGUGUAUCUUUAAAUGAUGACAUGUACCUAUCAU
This is a messenger RNA of Magallana angulata, 922 nucleotides long. RefSeq lists its product as uncharacterized. The record is from RefSeq and is a predicted model, not a curated record. The transcript is spliced from 4 exons. The coding region runs from base 289 to 768 and encodes 159 amino acids. Lineage: Eukaryota; Metazoa; Mollusca; Bivalvia; Ostreida; Ostreidae.